Molecule: messenger RNA, 7735 nt
Organism: Pungitius pungitius (ninespine stickleback)
Lineage: Eukaryota; Metazoa; Chordata; Actinopteri; Perciformes; Gasterosteidae
Gene: ppp2r3a
Product: protein phosphatase 2, regulatory subunit B'', alpha
Exons: 13
Coding region: 979-5232 (1417 amino acids)
Biological process (GO): protein dephosphorylation
Cellular component (GO): protein phosphatase type 2A complex
Molecular function (GO): calcium ion binding; protein phosphatase regulator activity
Source: RefSeq, a predicted model, not a curated record
ACACACUCACUCUCUCACACGCACGCACACCGCACGCAUACGCGGCCGCUAAACCCCACGCGCACACGUAUUCCCACACGGAGCCGCCGCACGUUGGAGCGAGCGGUCCGCGCGCUCCUUUGAUUCCGCAGUCUGCGGCGAGCUUCGUCGUGACAGAGUUUGGAGACGGCUGAAGGAGCAGCGAAGGGGAGGCAGGGAGGGAGGAAGGGAGAGACAGAGAGAGAGAGAAAGGUGGUGUCCUCCCAUCAGAAACAUUCACGCCCUCUAACACAUGGCUGACAGCGGGGGACGGAAGGGGCGAGAGUGAACACGGGGCCGAGGGAGACACAGAAAAGCGCACAGGAAGAAAGGAGCAGUGGGCCAUCUGUGGUCGGUUCCAUGCUAUUCUGCAGCUGUGUUGGACUCGACGAGCCUCUCUGAUCCCCCGUCAGGACUUGGGAAACCACGGAGUGGGAUACGGUUGUUCUCCCCCCCAUCUCCUUGCUCAGGGGGUGAGCCUCGGCUGGGGCGAUGCUGAGGCCUCGCUGGCCUUGGAUGCGGCCCUGGGGCUGCUUCUCCUCAGGGGCGGGUGAUACCCCAGCUGGAUCUUCCGCUUUCGCCAUCCUCAACAGCUGUCAUUAGCAGCUAACGAGCUGCUGCUAGAGAGGAAACGCGGAGAGGAGGGACCGUACAGCUGUUAAUAAAAGACUCAGACCUCUCAGACAAGGAAUUUGAAAACCUCUAAAGCUCUUUCGGAUGCCAGCAUGAAAGGAUUUUUGUUUUAAGGCAUCUCUUUUCUGGCGUUGAUCAAUUUUUUAUUACAGUAUUGACAUACCUCUGACAUUGGUCACUAUGCAGUUAAAGCUAACCAAUUGACUAUAUGUUUUUUCCUGAGUUUUUGACAUUUAAUCCAUCCAGUUUUUGUUCAAGCUAUAUGCUUUUUGUUUUAAGCUUUUAUGUCAUUUUAACCUUCCUAUGCCCUAAAGGCCAUUGAUCACCAUGGCUGCAGCCUAUCGUGUAGUGGUGAGCAGUGUCAGCUGCUACAAUAGUGUGGUGGUUGACCGGCGCACUCACUCCCAUGCAGUGCACUACUGCCCGGGGCCAUGUGGGGCGCUGUCCCAGGGCCUGGACUGUACCGUCGCACACCGCGGCACUUGUUCUGAGGUGCUUGCUGCACCUGACACCGUGUACACGGACGCCAACAGCUCACUCAUACACUCCCAUAACUUGAUCACUCAACACCUCCACAACCAUGGUAAAGUGACUGUUACCUUGGACAGAUCCUAUAACGGUGGUUUAGAGAGGGCAGACAGCAGUGGCAGUUUGUCUUUAGGGGAGGAUAGCCCCACAUGGCGUGGUAAAAAAGCCUCCAUUGCCGGAGGCUCGACCGGGAACCUUAGCUCCUCUGGCAGUCUGAAGGACAUUACCGAAGAAGCCAUCAAUCUCGCCAGCGGUAAGCUCAAGGAGUUUUCGUUUGACAAGCUCCGCCUCUCUUCCUCCAGCCACGUCACCUUACGGAAAGGUCGUAAGGUCCGUCCCGACUCUCUCAGCCGUCGCUCCACCGACCUGGAGAUCAUCUACGGCCACUUCAGCUCCAACGUCACCGCAAACGGAACCGCCAACGGCAUGACAAACGGCACGGGUCCGUCUAAUGAUGAGAACCUCCCACCAUUUGUGCCUGGGAAGGUGGCGAGCCUGGAGGAGACGAAGCUAAAGGGCAGCACAGCCACACUGUCGGCCAUCACCAAAUUGAGUGCUGGAUCCACAGGCAGCCAGUUGAGUAUCGGGUCUUUAGACCAAAGUCUGACCACAAUGGCCUCCCUGUACCGCAACACUUUGGGAGAUGAGAACCUGAUUGCGCGUCUGCUGGAGAAGACGCGGGCGGAGGCGGGAACUGGGGGAGCGGGCGGGGAGGACAUCCGUGCCUGCCUCGACAUCCUGCUUAAAUGUUCUGAAGACUUAAAGAAAUGCACCGACAUUAUCAAGCAGUGCAUCAGACACAAGGCCGGCGGGGGGCCCGAAGACGGCGGAGCCAGUCCCGACAGUGUGUAUCGGGCCGUGAUGACCCGACUCAGCUCCUAUUUGAAGAGACUGCCUCUGGAGCUCGAGGGCGUCGGCAGCUUGGGAGGAGUUGGGCAAGGGGGUCCGGUUGCGCCCGGGAGCGGGCACAGCGAUCUGGCUGAGCUGGUCAGCACUCUUCACUCCAUCCAGCAGGGCGUUUACUCUCCAAUAUUUGGCAACGAGCAACCGCCUCGCUAUGAGGAUGUGGUGACGUCACCUCCCCUCCCAAAGACCCCUCCUCAUUCGGUAUCGUCUGCCCUCUCUUCUGUUUCUUCCUUGUCUUCUUUGAAAUCAGACUCCAUCCAUACAAAACCAGUCCAAAGUCCCCCGUCCCGAGCGACUCCGCACACAAAUGGACUACAAAAUCAGCAUCUUUCUUCGGUCACACAACAAACGCUCUCUCCCCCGUCCGUCACAUGCUCUCCAGGCGGCUUCCCGCCAACACACUCUCCGUCCCGUUGUCGUACCUCCCCCACCCCACUGUACACACACACUCCUCCAGCAUCCCCCAUGGAGGCUCUUCAUAUUGAGGAGGAGGAGGAGGCGGAUGUGGGAAAGACCCCGGAACAAAUCUCACAACAGGCACACACUCAAACUAGAGUGAUGGGUGCUACCCAGAACAAAAAUGGGAUUACGUUUGGUGAACACACGCACUUGUCUCAUGCGCACAGUCUCCGUAACUCUUCAAAUGCUUUGCCGGGCAGCACCGACUACAGCCCCACUUGGCCUUCUUCUGCCUCACUCACAGUCCCAGCACCCAAAGCUGUCUCACACCGGAAUGAUGACAUUGACAAGCUGCUGAUGGACUUAGAGAGUCUGUCUCAGAGCAUGAGCCACCCCAGGAACACUGAGCCUCCGCUUCCAGCCAAAACCAGGAAGAGAGAAGCAGGCCAGGGAAUCACUUCCGGCGAGGCCCUAUGUCAGCCUAAAUUGUCCCAGUUCCAAGUCCAGAAACCUGCCAACCACAUAGCCAUGAAUGGCCCCACCACCAGGUCUCCCCAGAGUCCCACUCCUCCCCGGGGAGAGAAAAGUGAAGCUGUGUUAGGAGAGGAAGAGGAUGGGGCACUGCUGCUGAGGAUCCUCGAGAGCAUAGAGAGUUUCGCCCAGGAGCUGGUGGAUACUGGGGCGGGGAGCACAGGGAGUGCUGAGAGGAACAGUGGGAAAGAGCGGGAAGUGAUGAGGCUCCUGCAGGAUACCAUGGCCACCGCAUGCAGGGCUGAUACACCUGUGGAAAGCACAAGCCCACCAGCUGUUCCCAUUGGUCCCUCCGUACACACACAUGCGCCUACACAAAUCCCAGCUAUACCCCCAAAACACUUCCUCGCAAACACACCUGCAGUUUCACCUGCACCGACACCUACAUAUAUAAAUGCGUGCGAUGCUACAUCCCAUGCUUUGCCCGAACCAAAACCGGAAGCUUCCCCCAAGCUAAUGCCCACAGCCAUACUUGAGCCUACAACUGAGGCUGCAGAUUCUGUUGCUGAAGCCUCUACAGGUGAGACUGACACAUCCCUCCCCGCCCUUGUAAUGGCCGCACCUGCAAGCUCGCAUUCCUCCACACAUCAAGCUGAACCUACACCUGUAGCUGCACCCGAAGCUCCGGCCCCCAUUGAAAUCCCAGUCGUGGUAGUCUCAACAGAUGCUGUCGUUGCCUUGGACGACGCCGUUGCCGUGAGGGACACUGGUUCGACCCUCCUCAUCCAGCAGACUCCAGAGGUCAUCCGAGUGCAGUCCAAACCGGAGAGGACACCGGGCACACCUCCACCUGCCCCAACCCUGCCCACGCCCUCGCCCACGCCCACACCCACCUCCACCCCAACACCGCGCUCACCUAGCCCUCCUCCGGCUCCGGUGGUAGUCACCCCUCCGCCCCCUGCCAUCAACAUUCCCAGGUUCUACUACCCCCGCGGGCUGCCCGCCGUGGGCCCGCCUACCAACCACGACGCAGCCAUUGCUGCCAUCGAGGCGGCCUUUGCGGAAUUUGAGGAGGAGAAGGCCGACAUAUAUGAAAUGGGCAAGAUCGCAAAGGCAUGCGGGUGUCCACUUUACUGGAAGGCUCCCAUGUUCUCCUCAGCGGGUGGUGAGAGAACAGGCUUUGUAUCUGUUCACUCCUUCAUUGCAACCUGGAGGAAGUUGUUACACAGUUGCCACGAUGAUGCGUCAAGGUUUAUCUCCCUGCUAGCCAAACCCAGCUGUAACUACCUGGAGCAGGAGGACUUGAUCCCUUUACUGCAGGACAUAGUGGAUACGCAUCCCGGUCUCACAUUUCUGAAGGAUGCACCUGAAUUCCAUUCACGCUACAUAACAACGGUCAUCCAGCGGAUAUUCUAUGUGGUGAACCGUUCGUGGACGGGUCGUAUGACCAUGAUGGAGCUGCGCCGGAGCAACUUCUUACAGACCUUGGCUCUGCUGGAGGAGGAGGACGACAUCAACCAGAUCACUGACUACUUCUCUUACGAACACUUCUACGUCAUCUACUGCAAGUUCUGGGAGCUUGAUACGGACCAUGACCUCUACAUUGACCCGAAAGACUUGGGAAGAUACAAUGACCAUGCCUCCUCAAACAGAAUCAUUGGAAGAUUGUUUUCAGGGGCCGUUACUCGGGGUAACGCCGUGCAGAGGGAAGGCCGGAUGAGCUACGCUGAGUUUGUCUGGUUCCUCAUGUCUGAAGAAGACAAGAAAAAUCCCACCAGCAUAGAGUACUGGUUCCGCUGCAUGGAUGUGGAUGGCGAUGGUGUCCUGUCCAUGUUUGAGUUGGAGUAUUUCUAUGAAGAGCAGUGUGAGAGGAUGGAAAGGAUGGGCAUCGAACCUCUGCCCUUCCAGGAUCUGCUCUGUCAGAUGCUUGACCUGGUCAAACCUGAGAGUUCAGGUAAGAUAACCCUUGGUGAUUUGAAGCACUGUCGGAUGGCCCACAUAUUCUUUGACACCUUCUUCAAUCUGGAGAAAUACCUGGACCACGAACAAAGGGACCCAUUUGCUGUGCAAAAGGACAUUGAUAGUGAAGGUCCAGAGCCUUCUGAUUGGGAUAAAUAUGCUUCAGAGGAGUAUGAGAUUCUGGUUGCUGAGGAGACUGCAAAUGAACAGCUACAUGAUGGGUCCUUUGAUGAUGACUAUGAAUCUGAGGAGCUUCAAGUUCCAGGAGACAUGGGGAAUAAAGUGGAAAAACUGGUCAUAUCAGACCUGUCAGCAUAGAACUAUUCCUUUGGAUUUCCUUUUUUUCCCGGGAAAACAGACCGGAAUGCCGCAAUGGAAGUUCCCCGCGGACGGGAGCAUCACAGAAAACAUGGACUUAAAGACACAAACCACUCUUGAUAACUCUGGAGUUCCCUCAUCACAGACUUUUUUUUGGUGUGUCCGUGAGACUGCGGCCCAUUACAGUUCUGUGUCUGGUGCAACAGUGCAUCUGAGCAUCCACAGAGAACAAUUUCACUGCCUCCAGCUCUUUGCACCGCCCGAGAGAAGCAAACUGUAGCAGAGCGCGGAUGGGGGGGGGGGGGGUGUACGAUAAGCUCUUAAAGGCUUUAAGACUCAACAUUUUACUGUAAAAUAAUGUAAUUGUGAUUUUUGACUACAGACAAUCCUGCCAGCAGACAAUCAUCUGAAGGUAAACAGACCGGUUCCACAAACAGACAAAGUCAUCGUGAUAGGCACUGAAGACCCACAGUCACAAUGACACAAACAGACAAACACUGCCACCAGACACCUGCUGCCCGGGCAGCUUGUCACUGGGUUCCUUGCGGAGGAAGACGUUAAACCUCCUUUCAGGGAGGACUUGUGUAACAGUUGGGGUGGUCCUGGCGUCGCCUCUCUGUGGCCAGUCAGUGCUACUGCAGACUGUUGCUGUCACGCACGUUGCUUGAUGGCUGGCCAACUCUUUUUUUUUCAAAGAGGGAGUUCGGUUCACUGCACAGCCCAAGCUGCGCUAUUAUUAGUGCGUCAUUAUCAUUGCUCCACCCCUGUGCUAUCUUUUGAAAUCAUUUUUUAAACCUGUACAAAGUCGCUUUCAACAAGUACUGGAAGGUACCACUUUGUUGUGUCAUUUCUAAUGUUACGGUGAGACAUAUGCAACAGGAAAUGAUGCAUGUAGACAAACAUAUCAGCUCUCUGGUAGAGUUGCCCAAACAUUUCUGCUAGUAAAGUCUGUCGCGCAAUAGAUAACCAUAAAGUGCAGUUGUCCAGCACAACGUGUACGGCAACUGGUAAUUACUUUGAUAUGUUUUAAAAAUGUAUGCCAAAAAUACUGCUUCUACAUCUCAUUGUCUUACAAUCUUCUUAUGGAACAUCUACUCUCCCCAUAACACACACACACACACACACACACACAUAAACACAGUACCAGACACACCACUAAAGAUGGCGCUUAAGGACCCUUGGUCUUUUGACAUCUAAUUUUGUCUUUACUUUAUGCAAUAACUAACUUUCUUUCACCUUUAAUUAAAACAUAGGCAUCUCAGCGACGGAUUUGUUAGAACAUGUUCAAAUAAAGUACAAACUGAUUGCAAAGACAGACACACUUAGAGAGAUUUGGCCUUUUAAUUUGAAUGAACUGACCCUUUCACUCCAUUUCACACUGAGGUGCACUCACGGUGACAGGUGCAUGUGUGCACACUGCCCUUACUGUAGUAGCUAGGAGCAUGUGUUUGCUUAGAAAUAACUGACAGAGUGUGUUUUAGGAGCGUGUGAUGUGUAAGCUCUCAGUUUCGGGCUGUUCAUCCUGUACGUCAUAGUUGUUGCCAUGGGGAUGGUUUACCGGGGUCAGCAUGUGUGUAUGUGUGUGCUUGUAUAACUCUUUGAUUAGGAAUGGGGCCGCUUUGUCCUUUUUGGCUUCAAAUUCAUGGUCAUAUACCUCCUUUACCUGGCACUUACUGUACAUACGCAUACACUGAUACACACACAAACACACACCACAGUUGCUAUUGAAAGGGAGACGGAGCUUGAGGCGGCUGUAGGUUUCCUCCCUCUGCUCUAUAGCCAUUGUAAAUGUGCCCCACUGUGUAUACACCUAUAUCAUUAUAAUAAUACUGAUAAGCUGUUAUAAAUAUAACAGCUCCAAUUUUGUAUGUAUUUUGAUGGUUUGUAUUGCUGUGCCACUGUGUGGCUUGGGUUAAGAGGGUAAGUAUGUUAGAUGUGUAUAUGUUUGUGUGUGUGAGGGGGAAUCCUUUAAAGGACUGCCUUGACAAUCACAAAAAUGAGGAGAAGCAGCUCAAAUGGAGACCCUCUGAGACUGUUGUUUCCCUGCUGUGGUCACACACACACACACACACACACACACACUGGCACACUCAUCCAAACAGUGUUUAAGAAGAACUGUUGAAGGCCAGGGGGCAUUUCUGAUAAUGCCCUGGUACUCGCACAUGCAGCAUCAGGCAGGAGAAAGCCAUGCAGGACUUUUUAUUUUGAAAUGACAGUCCUACUUUGAGAGGUAGUCAGCAGACUUUUAUUUUGAUGUACUUCCUCUGUGCAGUGGAGACUUGUUUAGGCUGAGAUGUGUUCAGACAGUUGUUGUGUUGGCAUGGUUUUCUUCCUGUCGGUCAUUUUACUUUCUUCUCUCCCUUCAAUUUCACUCUUUUCUUUCUCUAUGAUUUUUCUCUUUUCUUUUCUCCAUCAAUUGCGUUCUUUUCUUUUAUAAGCCUGCCCCUGUUAGUGGUUGCUUUUGUCUGAUGCUUAAAAGUGAAAUAAAAAUGUUUCAAGAAUA